This is a messenger RNA of Erythranthe guttata (spotted monkey flower), 882 nucleotides long. RefSeq names its product Acyl-CoA N-acyltransferases (NAT) superfamily protein. NCBI's taxonomy places the organism in Eukaryota, Viridiplantae, Streptophyta, Magnoliopsida, Lamiales, Phrymaceae. Gene Ontology annotation, molecular function: protein-N-terminal amino-acid acetyltransferase activity. The record is from RefSeq and is a predicted model, not a curated record. Gene Ontology annotation, biological process: N-terminal peptidyl-methionine acetylation. Gene Ontology annotation, cellular component: NatB complex.
ACACACACCCAAGAGAGAGAGAGAGAGAGAGAGAGAGAGAGAGAGAGAGAGCGCCAAAAAGUACUCUUUCAGUACCGAAGAGCAACAAAAGAAUGACGACGAUUAGAAGAUUUUGCUGCAACGAUCUCCUCCGAUUUGCAUCAGUGAAUCUCGACCAUCUCACCGAAACUUUCAACAUGUCAUUCUACAUGACCUAUUUGGCUCGGUGGCCCGAUUAUUUUCACGUGGCUGAAGCUCCUGGAAAUCGAAUUAUGGGCUACAUAAUGGGAAAGGUUGAAGGACAAGGAGAGUCGUGGCAUGGUCAUGUAACAGCAGUAACUGUGGCUCCUGAAUAUCGAAGGCAACAAUUGGCCAAGAAACUGAUGCACCUACUUGAGGACAUUAGUGACAAGAUUGACAAAGCUUACUUUGUGGAUCUGUUUGUGAGAGCUUCAAAUAUACCUGCCAUCAAGAUGUAUGAGAAGCUUGGCUAUAUAGUUUAUAGACGCGUACUUCGAUAUUACUCCGGAGAGGAGGAUGGGUUGGAUAUGAGGAAGGCUUUAUCAAGGGAUGUGGAGAAGAAGUCUGUUAUUCCUCUCAAACGGCCAGUUACUCCAGAUGAACUGGAAUAUGAUUAGAUUUGCUUACUGAGGUACUGCGGCCCAAAGACUUCUGUGCUCACUGCUUGUCUGUGUGUCGUGUAAUUUGAAGAUAUGCAAUUUUUUGUUCGGGGUUUGUAAUUCUUGUCUUGGAAACAUAUACAAUUUUGGUUAUUUUGUAAUCUGGUGUCUUGGAAACAAUGUAUUUUUUGGUUAUUCUGCAUAAAUAAUGUUUCGAUUUAUUCGUACUCUAAUUUUGGUAUUAAUCUCAAUAAGAUGGACAAGUUUGAGAUUGGUAUAUUAA